UGUCUCGUGACUGGGCGCAGGUCGAGGCCUGGCUGCUGAGGCUCCCUCGGUGUUCAUGUGGAAUGUUUAACCUGCUUCGGAGAAGCCCCACGGCUCAAAAUACCUCGGGGUCCUUCGAGUUGUCUGUGCCACAGAGAGGACUGCGGCUGAUUAUGGAGUACAGAGGUCCUCUGGCCAAAUCAUGUUGGCUGCUGCUACUGCUGCUGUUGCUGCCAUCUCAUAACCACCAGGGACAGGUUCUGAGACAGAUUCCCCCCACCCAGGAGAUCCAGGAGCCUCCAGCUGUGCACCUCAGCAAUGGCCCAGGACAAGAGCCUGUCUCCAUCAUGACCUUUAAUCUGACCAAGAUCACAAAAAGCUCUUCCUUCUUUGAGUUUCGCACCUGGGAUCCAGAAGGAGUGAUUUUUUAUGGCGAUACCAACCCAAAGGACGAUUGGUUUGUGCUGGCACUUCGGGAUGGCAGGCCUGAGAUCCAACUAUACAAUCAGUGGGCCCAACUUACAGUGGGCGCUGGACCCCGGCUGGAUAAUGGGAGGUGGCACCAGGUAGAAGUGAAAAUCCUUGAGGACUCAGUGCUGCUGGGGGUGGAUGGGGAGCAGGUUCUGCGUCUGAGACAGGUUUCUGGGACUCUGACCAAAAAAUCCCAGCCCAUCAUGAGGAUUGCUCUCGGGGGACUGCUGUUUCCCGCCUCCAACCUCCGGUUGCCGCUGGUACCUGCCCUGGAUGCCUGCCUGCGCAGGGGUAACUGGCUGGACCAACAGGCUCAGAUUUCAGCGUCUGCUCCUACUAGCCUCAGAAGCUGUGCUAUAGAAUCUCAACCUGGGAUAUUUUUCCCUCCAGGGACUCGUGCAGAAUUCAACCUACAAGAUGUUCCCCAGCCUCAUGUAGAGCCCUGGACCUUCUCUCUGGACCUGGGACUUCAGUUUGCAGCAGGCUCUGGCCACCUCCUUGCCCUUGGGACCCCAGAAAACCCUUCUUGGCUCAGCCUUCACCUCCAAGAUCAAAAAGUGGUGCUAUUUUAUGGGUCAGGGCCAGGGCUGGAUCUGCCCCUGGUCUUGGGACUCCCUCUCCAGCUGAAGCUGGAUGAAUCCAGGGUGCUCUUGAGUCAUGGGCCAAAGAAGAUCCUUGCUCAGCCUCCCAUGGGCCUCAACUCCCUUCUCAACCUCUGGGCCCACCCCCAGGGGCGGCUCUUCCUGGGGACUUUGCCAGGAGAGACCUCUUCUGCCUCCUUUUGCUUGGAUGGCCUGUGGGCACAAGACCAGAGGCUAGACUUGGAUCGGGCCCUGAGCAGAAGCCAGGACGUCUGGACUCACAGCUGUCCCCAGCACCUAGGCAAUGGCACUAACACCACCCAUUAAAUCCCCAUCUAAGAA
Molecule: messenger RNA, 1373 nt
Organism: Phyllostomus hastatus (greater spear-nosed bat)
Lineage: Eukaryota; Metazoa; Chordata; Mammalia; Chiroptera; Phyllostomidae
Gene: SHBG
Product: sex hormone binding globulin
Exons: 9
Coding region: 63-1358 (431 amino acids)
Molecular function (GO): steroid binding
Source: RefSeq, a predicted model, not a curated record